UCCACCAAUCCUGCUCCUCUUCUCCAUCCUCCUCCUCCUCGCCGUCAGCGCCUCGUGCAGGAUGGCCUAUCAGCUUCCUGAUGGGUACCUGGAGGUCCUUGGAGGUCAGGAGAUCAAGAGGCCGUUCUUCUCCUGUCGAGGUCGGGUGUUCGGGUACUACGCUGACGUCACGAGUGGAUGUCGGAUAUUCCACAUUUGUCAGCCAAUCAGCGACGAGUAUGGUGCGCUGCUCGAGACCGCUCACUUCUCCUUCUUCUGCGGGAACCUGACGGUGUUCAACCAGGAGUCCCUCACCUGCACCUACCCUGAAGACGCCUACCCGUGCCAGCUGGCUGAGAGACUCUACGAGAUCUCCAACGUGAGGUUCUUUGAGGUCAACGAAGACCAGACUUUCUUCUAACUCUCCAACUGACGACCCAAAGCUGUGGAUCAUGUUUCGAGACACUCUGAAGCUUCGACAUUAAAAUCUAAAGUCCUGUAUGAAGUUAAAAGGGUCUUGAGAAUUUAACUCUUUUAUCUGAAGCUUUGAGGGGUGUUUCGAGACAGUUCCGAUGCUUUGAAGUGGAGAGUCAAAGGUUCAAAAUUGUUUCAAGGUUCUAUAUGAUCCAUAUAAUUGACUCAAUGGUUUGACUGGUGUUUCGAAACGUCUCUGAAGCCUCAAAUUGGUGAUCCAACAUUCAAAAUGAAACUAAAAAGUUCUCGGGAAUUCUCAUCAAAGAAUUAAAGUUCAGAAUAAAGUUUUAAGUGUUCCCAAAGCUUCAAACUUGAGACCUGGUGUUCCCAAGUGUUCGGAUCAUCUCUAAAAGACUUAAAAAAUAUGAUUCAAUGCUCCGAACACCUCAAAUUAUCCCCAAAAGUUCAGAAGAUAUUUCACAUAAGUUUCGAAUAUCCCCAAAAGCUCGAACUGCAGAUAUUACGAAUCAUAUAAAGCUCCGAACUAAAGACUCGACUGCUUCAGCUUCAUUAGGACCUUAGCUAUACCAUAUGAAGCCUUGAACUAGAGGUUUGUAAGGCUUCGAUCAGAGAUUCAUUGGAUUAUUUUAGUCACGUAAAGGAAAAAAUGUAUUAUGAAAACGAAUUAAUUUUCAUCUCAGGUAAACACUAAUUAAUUAUCUCAGGUAAAAACUAAUUAAUUAUCAUCUCAGGUAAAACUAAUUAAUUAUCAUCUC
Messenger RNA from Homarus americanus (American lobster), 1169 nucleotides. Its product is annotated as U-scoloptoxin(01)-Cw1a-like. The record is from RefSeq and is a predicted model, not a curated record. NCBI's taxonomy places the organism in Eukaryota, Metazoa, Arthropoda, Malacostraca, Decapoda, Nephropidae. Bases 62 to 400 code for a protein of 112 amino acids. Gene Ontology annotation, cellular component: extracellular region. Gene Ontology annotation, molecular function: chitin binding. The transcript is spliced from 2 exons.